AUGGCGGCGCCAGACUAUCGCUAUUUGCAGGCGUGGAAGCGUCCGUCGGCAUCCAAGUCGGCAUCCAGCUCUGGACGUGGAUACGAGGGCUCGAGCUCGUACGAAGUCAUCCUCCCCACCACGGAUGGCGACACCGCCACGCCGGCGUCUGAACCUGUACAGCCUCCAAAGAAGGGCAAGGAGAAGCCACAGCAGUCGGCUUACCAGGUCAGACUCGAUACACCGGGUGGCAUCUCGUACGCGCCGGACGCGCUCGCUCAGCACAACUCGACCAAGCGGCUGUUUAUCCCAGCCACCCUGCACGAUCGCGAUGCCAAGGAGUACGACUUUGCACACGAGAUCAGAUCGCGCGAUGCCAAGGAUUCCAAGUCUACGACAGCAGCGCCAGUCGAGCUCGACGAACAGGGCCGCACGGCUGCACAGGCAUACAAGGAGAGCGUCGAGCAAGACGCCCCAAGCACUGUUUCACGCAAUAAUGAGGACGGAGACAGCGUCAAGCCGUUUGACAUCCCUACAUCUUCAGAGGAAUCCGGAAGCAAUGAUAAGAAGCAAUCGCAGGAGGGGGCCCAGCUGUCCAAGGACGACGCUGCUUCCAUUCUGACUACUGCCACUACUCGCUCCGUGCAGUCCAAGAUGACUACCCUCACACUCGCGGCGGAACGCACAGAGACUCUGCCGAAGAACGUCACUGCGAAUGCCAUCGCUGCACCAUUCCGACCGCCUCCUUCGGUGAGCGGCGAUGCAGCGCACGCUCGCACACCCUGGGCGGCCACAGGUACCUGGACCACGCACCGCGCUCUCGACCGGCUCACAGACAAGGAGAAGAAGCUGGGCAUCACGCAGUUCGAAGAAGCGUCCGAGGGGCGCGUGCCGUCUUCGUACGAAGCGAGUCUCUUUCCCUCGGCCGACACCGCAUCGGAUGCAGCAACAAUUCGGACGCUACGUGCCGGGGAGCUCCGUGUCGAGGACCUGUUUGUUCCGGAUCCGCGUCCGUGGCGUCCGCUGCGGUACGUGCGCAAGGUCGAUCCGCGCCAGAUGCUCGUCCUAUGCGCUGGCGCCGCGCUGACGCAGGGGCAGAUAGCAGCGAUCCAGCUCGGCAGCGAUUCGAGCUCGGUGCUCACCACGGAUCUCGGCGGACGGUCGUCGGAUGCAGCGUCCGUAUACAGCGCGGUGCCGACCAACUUCUCUGUGGAGGCAACGCGCAAGGCUAUGUUCGCGUCGGGCAAGCUACCGGACUACAAGGCGUUGGAAGCGCAGCUCAAGUCCAACGCCAUCUCGGCUGCUGUUCCUGGCGAGGCCGAGGAGAAGCGCGCCGGGCUUGGGUUUGUGUAUUGCCCGACGCACGAUUCGCGCGCACGUCAGCCGGCCUACCGGCGCACUCCCGAGGUCGUGGUAGAGCAGAACUUCUCGCGCCGUCUCGAACGUCCUCCCGAACUGUGUCACUCGACGGUACGCCGUGCGGGGUUGCGUGCAGCGCUUGCUGCCCUCGAGUUCCACCGCUGGGAAUCCGAGGGAUUCGACAAGAUCGUCAUUGCCACGCAUCACGGCUGGCUGGUGGACGGCAUCAGCCGAUGGAUCUGGGAGUGGCGCCACAACAGCUGGCGCAUCAUGGCCGAGUCGCCGCUCGGCAUGAUCGGAGAACAGGUGCCUGACAGAGACCUCUGGGAGCUGCUCGACAGGGCGGUGAGGGCGUACGAAGAGAUCGACUGCACCGUGCGCUUCUGGAAGAUCUCCAAGGAUCAGAAUGCGCAGGCCGUCCAGCUCGCCUCCGAAGGCGCGUGCAAGGACAACCAGCAACCUCAAACCGUCAGGUGGACCAAGAAGAAGGUCCAGCCCAGUAUAUAG
This is a messenger RNA of Moesziomyces antarcticus, 1845 nucleotides long. RefSeq lists its product as uncharacterized. The transcript has a single exon. Gene Ontology annotation, molecular function: RNA-DNA hybrid ribonuclease activity; nucleic acid binding. Bases 1 to 1845 code for a protein of 614 amino acids. NCBI's taxonomy places the organism in Eukaryota, Fungi, Basidiomycota, Ustilaginomycetes, Ustilaginales, Ustilaginaceae. The record is from RefSeq and is a predicted model, not a curated record.